AGAUUUGACUACCAUACACUCCAGGGCCACCAAAGCUCUGCAACUGGGUUGUUCGACGACUCUCAUUGCUGCACUUGGUCUGUCCCUCGAAGUUCACAAUGGUGCGUUUUUCUGGAAGUUAGAUAUUGCAGACCCUCUCCUGCCCACCUACGCUAG
Serpula lacrymans var. lacrymans S7.9 is the source of this 156-nucleotide messenger RNA. RefSeq lists its product as uncharacterized. Lineage: Eukaryota; Fungi; Basidiomycota; Agaricomycetes; Boletales; Serpulaceae. The record is from RefSeq and is a predicted model, not a curated record. The transcript has a single exon. The annotation marks the transcript as partial.